GAGCUGUGGGCAGGAUUUAAAGGCUGCCGCUGCGGGGAGCCCAGAGCCCUUUUAAUCCUGGCUGCGGAAGCUGGUGCGGUCCGGCACAGCAUACUGGCUCUUGCCGGUACGCCGUACCAGACCGUACCAGCUUACUUUCACCUCUGCCCUCAGGCCAAAAAGUGUGCCCACCCCUGACCUAGGGCUUUGGCUCCAGCGGGGGAGGCUGCACCUAUUGCUCUGAUGGGCCCUGGGUCAAAGCUCCUUGUCAGGUCUGCAGCUGUGUGGAACCACGAGGGCUCAGUAGGGAAGGAUGAGGCGAUGGCGUUUCCCUUCCCAGCUCCUUCCCCAGACCAGCAGCCGGGAGGAGGCGACUUGGGCUGCGUGAGCAGGAGGACGGGAAUGACAGAAAGCAGGAGCACGUGAGCUGGAGGCUGAGCGACUGAGCUUGUGGGUGGGCGUGGAGGAUGCCCAGAUGACCACAGUCCCCAUCUACCUGCAAGUCAAUCCUCAUAUGACUGUGGCUUCUCUGAAGGACAUGGUACGGGCCUGUGCGCUGGCGCUGGGGGCACCGAUGGCACAGAGUGGGGUUUUCCUCCACUACGGCUUCCCACCCAGCGUUCAGCAGUGGGUGGUGGGCAAGAGGCUCCCCGGAGACCAGGAGACCCUGCACUACAACGGCAUCCAGCGAGAUGGUGACAUGGCCUAUCUCUACCUCAGGUCUGCCAAAGAGGCCAAGCUCACCAAAGAGACAUUCCAGAGGGAGCGGCAGCGCCGAGUCCUGGCAGAACUGGGCUUCGGAGACAUUAGCCUGCAGCCUCGUGGGAGCCAGGACCCGGCGGACGCAGGGCUCGGAGGGGCGCAGGACAGCCUGUGCAUGGAGGAGCUGAGGCAUGAGCUCUCUCAGGUGGAAGCCGCCCUGCCCCCUGAACCCCCGAAGGUCGGCUGGGUCUGUCCGAGCUGCACCUAUGUCAACAAGCCCACCCGCCCCGGCUGCGAGAUCUGCUGCAAGGAGCGGCCCAAGGACUACGCGGUGCCCGCGGCUUACCAGCCGGACGAGGAGGAGCUGGCGAGGAUGAGGAACGAGGAGGAAGCCAUGUGGCAGUACCAACAGGUGAGAGAGCAGCAGAAGAUCGAGAACUACCAGCACCUCCUGCAGGUGGACGGGCAGAGCCUGGUGCCUGCCGAUGAAGUGAUCGAAUGUCCCAUCUGCUUUGUGACCCUGCAGCCUGGAGAGGGGGUGACCCUCCGGGAGUGCCUGCACUCCUUCUGCAGGGACUGUCUGAAGGGGACGAUACUGAACAGCCCGGAGCCCGAGGUGCCCUGCCCGUACAUCGACGAGAAGUACUCCUGCACAGGACAGCUGCUGGAGCGGGAGAUCAAAGCGCUGCUGAGCUCUGCCGAAUACCAGCACUUCCUGGACCUGGGCGUCUCCAUCGCCGAGAACCGCAGCCGGUCCAGCUACCACUGCAAGACCACGGAUUGCCGGGGCUGGUGCAUCUUCGAGGAUGACGUGAACGAGUUUGCCUGCCCCGUGUGCCAGAAGGUGAACUGCCUGCUCUGCAAGGCCAUUCACGAGAACAUGAACUGCAAGGAGUAUCAGGACGACCUGAAGAUCCGGGCUGAGAACGACCAGGCUGCCAGGCAGACCACCGAGAUGCUGACGACGAUGGUCCAGAGCGGGGAGGCCAUGUACUGUCCCACCUGUAAGAUCGUUGUCCAGAAGAAGGACGGCUGUGACUGGAUCCGCUGCACUGUCUGUCACACGGAGAUCUGCUGGGUGACCAAGGGGCCGCGCUGGGGGCCGGCGGGCUCGGGCGAUACCAGCGGUGGCUGCCGCUGCAGGCUGAACGGCGUUGCUUGCCAUCCCCGCUGUCAGAACUGCCACUGAGCACACGAGCUAAGAGGAAGGAGGGGACCGCCGCUCCCUACACAGUGCUCCAGCCCCGUUGGGGGGGGGGGGCGCACAGCUCCCCUCGAGCCCCUGGCUACUCUCCCCACCAUGCCUUCAUAGCCUGGGGCCAGGCCUCUAGGUUUCUGGCUCCCUGAGCCCACCACAGACCCAUGUGUCCACGCGGGGAAGGACUGCACAGGUCAGCAGCCGUGGGGCGAGCGGAGCAUUCCUGUUUCAUGGAUUGGCGGUGGACUUAGAAGACAGGGUGCUGGCCGCCCCCUGCUGGGAACCGCGUGCCCUGUGAAAGUUGAGGGGGGCCUGCCUCACAAGCUGCUCCCUUCAGGUGUCCCGCCGCAGCAGCUGUGUAGAAAACGACGGGGCCGGGUUGGAACAGCAGGAACAUUGGGAACAUUCAGGCUCCUCUAGUUGAUGGAGGUGGCAGGUACAUUGGUGGCCUCAGGCCUGAAGAAGCCCUUCCUCAUCCCUUAGGGACAACAUGGCUCCCCCUUGCCUACAGGUCAGCAUUGCAACCUGAGCCAUUUUGCCAGCCACAGUGAAAAAGGGUUUUGGUGCCCCUCAUCUCCCAAAGUGGCCAAGCAGAAAAAAGGGCCACCCCAUCAGAGAGGAGCAAAACUGCUGAGCAGCGCAGGGGACUGCCAGGGCAACCCCAAAUCCCACACCUGGCUCCAGUCACAGCUUCCAGCCUGUCCGCUGCAGCCCAUGGGCACUUCUCAGUCAGCUGGUGCAGCAGGACCCAGCAGCCUCCCAGCCAGCUGGCAGGCACAGUACGCUCCAGGGCACUGGGGACAGACUGGGCAGUGUUGGUUCUUAGCAGGCAGCUUUCAUUGCCCUCCACCUGGAUUUACAAUAAAGAGCUGCAACUUUGGGUCCAGAAGUUUGUGUGUCAAUGUUGGUGCUGUGCCUGGUUAUGCAGAUAUGGCAUCUACUGAGAGGCAGGGCUAGCCUGCCCCGGCACAUCAGUGGGUUGUAGACAUAGAUCCCAAACUAGGCCAAACGAUUCCUGCUUUGGGGAAUAAAAGCAGCUCCUUCGUACCGGGAGGGGCUGGUGUCUGUCAGCAAUUAGAAUCCCCACCCCCAAGCUGCCAAAUCAGCAUCGCUCCAAUGCUGUCCAUGCUGAUUUACCCCAGCCGGGGAUCCAGUUGGCUGGCUACUCCCUGAGCUGUGCACGAGACCCCCUGGGCUCCUGGUUAUUCACAAGUAAAUCCCACUUCCCUUUACAAGAUCUGGCUACCUGGCUUCUCCUUCGGCAUGAAGUCCGACUCCCUUCCUGGCCUGUGCUGCUGGAUAAGAACGCUGAUAACUAGCUGCUGUUGUGCCGGGGUGGGCUGCGUUUCACCAGCGGAUGAAGUAAUACGUCCAAUUUAACAUUCCUACAAGAUAAACUUUAAAUGCUAUUAUGAAAAUUACUUCUUGAGAGGAAGUCACAGCAUGCUGAAAAUAGCACCAGCCCACUCUAGUGCUACCGCGUGCCUGAAACCCGUCAUGGAGCUGGGGAGGGGCACACCAGCAGUGUCUGCAGGGCUCAGCAGAGCAUGGGGGAGGGCUGCUAAUGAACUCAAACCCAGCUGUAGAUGGUGCUGUCAGGCUGGGGUCAAUGGGUGCCCCCCAGUCUCAUUUUGAGGUGGCUAAGUGACAUGGGCAACAUGCACAGCACCUCUGACCACGGCACUAAGUGCAUUUCAGCCUCUCCCUGCUCACCCACCCAUUCUCUCGUCCUUUCGCCUUCCUCAGUUCAGAAGUGAACCUGUGGCAAAUAGGGAACUAGAAACAAUGAAGUUCCUUGAGCAGCAACACAUCUGAGUCAGUGGCAGAGCUGGAAACAGAACCACAGAGUGACUCACUCACUGCACAGCACAACCAGGUCCAGGCUCGGGGGGAGACAGAAAAGCCAAUUUUGGACCACACAAGCUGCAAGCCACAUGCCUGGGAAGCCAGGAGACCUGCUAGCUCGGAGGCGCACUCACACUGGGGGAGAUACGUGGUAACCGGGUAUUGCUGUUUAUUUUACACAGUUCUGUACAAAACAGCAUUUACACGUGUAUACAAGUCCUUAUACAGACUAAACCACCUGAAGAGAACAGUGUCUUUCAGCAGGGGCCAUCCUGGCCUCCUCCGUGAAGGUGUGAAAAGAGAAUGAAACUGUUGCGUUCCUGGAGAGCCUGAGUGCAGGCCAAGCGCACCUACUGCCAGUCUCCAGGGACCCUCAGCCACAGCAGGGUACUGAAGGUGCAGUAACCCCUCCAGGCGGGAAUGAGUUUACACAUGGGCUGGAAACUGCUCUGAGCGUGUAAGGCAGGGGUUCACACUUAGGUGUGGGAAGUCUCUGACUGGAUCCCCAAGCUGUGCUGGUUUCCAGCAGCAGCUCCAGGCUACCUGCUAGGCCUUUUGAUCUGUACAUGCAAGGGGAAAUCACACAUUACACACAACACUCAGCGCCACAACAGGUCCCUGCAAUGGCACCUUCUGUCGCUUUACUAGGGAUACGGAAGGCAGGCAGGGAUGUUUCUGUUUUUCCCUCAGGAGUCAGUAACAUCAAGUCUCCUCUUCCCUGUGUGUGGUGGAGGACCAGAGAGCUGGAACAGGCACUGGCAGCCUGUAACUGAAGCAUGGACAGAGGGUUUCAAUCUUUAACAAACAUCUUUCCUGCCAACUGCAUCUGGUGUUGGAGCUAGAGCUGUUAACAGGAAAAACAAUCUUAAAGGCCGACUAUACCUCUCAACAGCUCAGUAUUUGCUCCUCGACACUUGUGAUAUCAAUCCUACCAGCUCUCUAGUUGCCCAGCAUCUGAUAAGCAAAGCAGGUGAGACAAGACCUGAAUUUCUAAUGCUUAAAAAAGAAAAAAAAA
Messenger RNA from Mauremys reevesii (Reeves's turtle), 4739 nucleotides. RefSeq names its product RANBP2-type and C3HC4-type zinc finger containing 1 (gene RBCK1). Gene Ontology annotation, biological process: positive regulation of canonical NF-kappaB signal transduction; proteasome-mediated ubiquitin-dependent protein catabolic process; protein linear polyubiquitination. Lineage: Eukaryota; Metazoa; Chordata; Testudines; Geoemydidae. Gene Ontology annotation, molecular function: ubiquitin binding; metal ion binding; ubiquitin-protein transferase activity. Gene Ontology annotation, cellular component: LUBAC complex. The record is from RefSeq and is a predicted model, not a curated record. The transcript is spliced from 11 exons. The coding region runs from base 455 to 1870 and encodes 471 amino acids.